AUGAAUUUCAAAUUGAUCCUGUUUCUACUGGUUGAAUGCACCAGAAUUCACACCGAUGCUCUGUCGUUUCCCGAUCCAUCCCUGCCAGGGUCUCGUCGAGGACCUUAUUCCGACUAUUCGAAUAGACCACCAUCCUAUAAUGAUGUGCCGACGCCCUACAACGAUGGAUAUGACCUCCCACCUCGCUACAAUGGAGUGUAUGAUAUGCCACCAUACUACAAUGGUAUGCAGCCAUUCAAUUACAAUGAUGGACAGGGAAUGACACCCGCUUACAGCAAUGGUCUCGACACACAACCAUCCUACGACAGCCAAGCCGGAAUACAGCCAUCCUCGAAUAGGCAAAUUGCUGCUAUUCCACUAUCGGCUGAUGUUCCUUUAUCGGACAUGACUGCUUACAGCAAUGGUCUCGAUACGCGGGCGCAACCAUCCUACAACAGCCGAGCCGGAAUGCAGUCAUCCUCGAAUAGUCAAAUUGCUGCUAUUCCACUAUCGGCUGAUGUUCCAUUAUCGGACAUGACUGCUUACCGCAAUGGCAUCGAUACGCAACCAUCCUACAACUGCCAAGCCGGGAUAGUAGAUUCAUCCUCCACUAGUCAAGUUCCUGCUAUUCCAUUGUCAGACAUGACUGCUGCUAAAGCCGACACCAAUGGAGUCGAUGUUGCUUCCAGAACUGACUUUUUUGCAACCCAUUUAAGCCCAAUGGACAAUAAUCCACUGUUGCAUCAAGAGAAUUGUUUGCCCAAAUUCUCUCGCAUUCGGGCCCAGCACAUUGCUCCAGCGCUAGAAAAGAAAAUAGAAACCAUGAAACUGGAAUUCGAACUUUUCGAAUCUUAUCUGAACAUGAAAGCGUCAUCGGUUGCACCCAACACCGGAAUUAUGAAUAGCAAGGAUGAUUCUGAGAAACUUGAGCUGUCCUGUAUGUUGGAUCAGCUAGACAGCAUCAAACAUAUCCUGGAUCAUACUUGGACCAUUGUUUCUCAUUUGCAUGCCGUGAAGAACGACAAUGACCUCCGUAAGACUUACGAACAGUAUCAGAGGGUAGUACUGAAAGCAAGCUCUCAGUUCUAUCAGUCGGAAGCCUUGUUUGAUGCACUGCAAAAGCAACUAGAGGAGCAGGUCAAAUCCAAUGAAAAGCAACAGAAGGAGCUAUCCAAUAAUAUCAAGGAAAACCGUGCCAUUACGCCUGUCGACUCCAUCAUUACAGAUAAAGUGUAUGAGCAACAGCAAGAACAGCGAGCGCUGGAAAGCAUAUUGCGAUCCAUGAAAGAAGGAGGCGUCGGGAUGAAGUCGAAAGAAGACCAGGACCGUUUCAAUGAAAUUCAGUUGCGACUGGCAUCGUUGGCCACCAAAUUUUCCCACAACAUCUUGGACGAGACCCAAGCCUUGUUCAUGACUAUUAGCGAUCAGAGUUUAAUGGACGGCGUUCCAGAAUCAAUAUUACUUCAAUGGAACAAUGCAUACCGAAAAGAAAUGGCAAGACUGGGGUACAUUGGAAUCAGCGACACUCGGAACCCGAAUGAUUCUACCAGCUUUAAUGGUUGGAGUAGCAAUGGACCAGUAUCCUACGAAGAGCAGCAAUACGAAGAAGAAAUGAGGAAUUUGGGAUGGAAGACAGGACCGUGGAGAGUGACCAUGGACCAAUCGUCCUAUCUCUCCGCCAUGAAGCACAUUCGGGACCGACCGUUGCGACAGCAGAUAUACAUGGCCCAUCUGCAACGAGCAUCUGAGAAAUCUCCCGACAAGAACAAUAUUCCAGUCAUUGAGGAGAUAUUACAACUCAGAAAGGAGAUGGCAAAGCUACUUGGGUAUGAUAGCUAUGCCGAACUGAGUCUGUCAUCGAAAAUGGCAUCCUCGACCGACGCCAUUACCAAGCUGUCGGAUUUUGUACUAGCGAAAGCCUUACCAGCGGCAAAAAAGGAAUUGGAAGAGGUUACAAAGUUUGCGCAUGCAAGUGGUGGACUGAUGGAAACAGACGCAAGUGGAUGUCGCGUCCCGGUCCCCUUGGAGCCCUGGGACAUUUCCUACUGGACGGAACGAUUGAAGGAAUCCAAAUUUGAUCUUACAGAAGAAGAGCUACGGCCCUACUUUGCCCAUCCGAAUGUGAUUCAUGGCCUAUUUCAACUGGUCAAUCGUCUGUUUGACGUGACCAUCAAGGAAGAUGUGGCCGACAAGUGGCACCCCGAUGUCUCCUUUUACAAUCUGUAUGACAAUGCCAGCGGGAAGCAUAUUGCCAGUUUUUACCUUGAUCCAUAUUUUCGGCCACUAAACAAGCGAGGUGGAGCUUGGAUGUCAAGUUGUGUUGCCAAAUCAAGAGCUUUGAGGAAUGACCUCCCAGUGGCAUAUGUAUCGUACAAUGUCCACCCACCUGCCGAACGACAACAACAACAACAAGGAGGGAGACCAUCCUUGCUGACCUUUCGGGAAGUCGAAACUGUGUUUCACGAAUUUGGCCAUGCCCUGCAGCAUCUGUUGACUACUGCCUCUGUCGGUGAAGUGUCAGGAAUCAAUGGGAUUGAGUGGGAUGCCGUGGAAAUCCCUUCCCAAUUCAUGGAGCGAUGGUGUUACGAUCGUGACACGCUCUAUUCGUUUGCUCGACACUGGCAAAGUCACCAGCCUCUACCGGAAGCAAUGUACGAAAAGCUGCUCCAGCAAAAGGUGUUUGGUGCUGGAAUGAAGACGUGCAAACAAUUGUAUUACGGACAGCUAGACCUCGCACUGCACGGCACUACGAGUGCCAUUUCUACCUUUGACGAGAACGACGAGACGAUUCAAAGUCAAUACUUUUUGAAACAGCCAAAGACGACCAUAUUUGAUGUCCAGCGAAAGGUUGCCGAAAAGUAUUUGCCUCCCUCCAUGAUGCCUUUGUUGAAAGAAGAUCGCUACCUUUGUUCCUUUAGUCAUAUUUUUGCGGGUGGAUAUUCGGCUGGAUACUAUUCGUAUCUUUGGGCCGACUUGAUGAGCGCUGACGCCUUUGGCGCCUUUGAAGCCGUUUUGAAUGAUUCUCCUAGUACUACCGGUACGCAAGGUACUAAUAAUAACAACAACAACAACAACAACAACAAAGAAGACGAACUCAAGGUCAUUGGUAAACGCUUUCGGGAUACCUUUUUGAGUUUGGGAGGAGGAAUCCCACCCGAUCAAGUCUUUGAGAUCUUUCGCGGUCGUACGCCAACGGCAACCGCAUUUUUGGAACAAAGUGGGCUUCAAGAAUAA
This is a messenger RNA of Cylindrotheca closterium, 3213 nucleotides long. The record is from the annotation of a GenBank genome assembly. NCBI's taxonomy places the organism in Eukaryota, Bacillariophyta, Bacillariophyceae, Bacillariales, Bacillariaceae.